Molecule: messenger RNA, 5100 nt
Organism: Papaver somniferum (opium poppy)
Lineage: Eukaryota; Viridiplantae; Streptophyta; Magnoliopsida; Ranunculales; Papaveraceae
Product: ABC transporter G family member 36-like
Exons: 20
Coding region: 360-4823 (1487 amino acids)
Cellular component (GO): membrane
Molecular function (GO): ABC-type transporter activity; ATP hydrolysis activity; ATP binding
Source: RefSeq, a predicted model, not a curated record
AAACUCUACUUAUAAUUUCUCUCCUUCCACACAUCUUUCCCACAAUCCCCAUUUCCACACCCCCUAUUUAAAGCAAAAAGAGAAACACUAAGCAAAAUAUUAUGAGAAGGAGAGCUAUUCUUCAAAACAGCAACAAGCAGCUCUGAACAACAAAAACUUAAGAACUGGUCCUUGAGUUUGCUUACCAUCUCAGCCUUCUUCAACAACUCUCUAGAAUUCAACUCAUUACCUAAAAACAUUUAUGUUUUAUAAAGACUGGGUUUCUUGAUUCUGAGCUUUCAACAACCCAAACAAAGUACAUUCUCAGAGUUAAUUCUUUGAAUUCGUUUUCUGAAAGGUGAGAAUUAAAUUGGAUAAAGAUGGACGGAUUAGGGAGAAGUAUAAGUAGGAGUAUGAGCAGAACGAAUUGGGGAAUGGAAGAUGUGUUUUCAAGAUCAUCAAUGUCAAAUAGGCAUGUGAAUGAUGAUGAAGAAGCAUUAAGAUGGGCAGCUUUAGAGAAAUUACCAACUUAUGAUCGAUUAAGAACUAGUAUUUUACAAUCGUACGUCGAUAAUGAACAACAACAACAUCAGAAUCAGAAUAAUCGACAGCAGGUUGUUAAUAAAGAAGUUGAUGUUCGUAAUUUGGAUGUUAAUGAGAGAUUAGCUUUUAUUGAGAGGAUUUUUAAAGUUGCCGAAGAAGAUAAUGAAAAGUUCUUGAAGAAAUUCCGAAAUCGUAUCGACAAGGUUGGAAUCAAGUUACCAACAGUGGAAGUAAGAUAUGAGCAUUUAAGAAUUGAAGCAGAUUGCCAUGUUGGAGGUAGAGCACUUCCAACAUUGAUAAACACAGCAAGAAACAUAGCUGAAUCGGCUCUUGACACAGUUGGAAUCAGUUUGACUAAAAGAACCAAGCUCACUAUUCUUAAAGAUGCCUCUGGAAUUCUAAAACCUUCAAGGAUGACACUCUUGUUAGGUCCUCCGUCGUCCGGUAAAACGACUUUGUUACUCGCGUUAGCCGGAAAGCUCGAUCCUGGUCUAAAGGUAAAAGGAGAGAUAACUUUUAAUGGGCAUAAACUCAAAGAAUUUGUACCGCAGAAAACCUCAGCUUAUAUCAGUCAAAAUGAUGUUCAUAUUGGAAUAAUGACUGUUAAAGAAACUUUAGAUUUCUCGGCAAGAUGUCAAGGGGUUGGAUCACGAUACGAUUUGUUAACGGAGUUGGCAAAGCGAGAAAAAGAUGCAGGGAUAUUCCCUGAGGCCGAAGUUGAUCUCUUCAUGAAGGCCACAGCAGUUGAAGGAGCUGAGAGCAGUCUUAUAACUGAUUACACUCUAAAAUUACUGGGGCUAGAAGGGUGCAGGGAUAUCAUCGUCGGAGACGAAAUGAUUCGAGGAAUAUCCGGCGGCCAAAAAAAGCGAGUAACUACAGGGGAAAUGAUAGUAGGGCCAACAAAGACAUUGUUUAUGGAUGAGAUAUCGACAGGGUUGGACAGUUCAACAACAUUUCAGAUAGUCAAGUGUUUGCAACAAAUUGUGCAUUUGACUGAGGCCACCAUUUUGAUGUCACUGCUUCAGCCUGCGCCUGAGACAUUCGACCUAUUUGACGACAUUAUUUUGUUAUCCGAAGGUCAGAUUGUUUACCAGGGUCCACGUGAACACGUUGUCGAGUUCUUCGAAUCAUGUGGCUUCCGGUGUCCUGAAAGGAAGGGUACUGCUGAUUUCCUUCAAGAGGUAACAUCAAGGAAAGAUCAAGAACAAUAUUGGGUAGACAAGAAUAAACAGUACAGGUACAUACCUGUUAGCGAAUUUGCAAACCGGUUCAAGAGGUUCCACGUUGGUCUACGUCUAGAGAACGAGCUAUCAAUCCCAUACGACAGGAGCGUCAGCCACAGAGCAGCUUUAAUCUUCAACAAAGAUUCAGUCCCUACUAAAGAACUUCUCAGAGCAAAUUUUGCUAGAGAAUGGCUUCUUCUACAAAGAAACUCAUUUGUGUAUGUUUUUAAGACAGUUCAAAUCAUCAUAGUUGCCCUCAUUACGUCCACCGUGUUCUUAAGGACUAGAAUGAAAACAAGGAACCAAGAGGAUGGUGGACUCUUUAUCGGUGCUCUCAUCUUUGGCAUGGUCACUAAUAUGUUUAAUGGGUUUGCUGAGCUCUCACUAGUCAUUGGCAGACUUCCAGUGUUUUACAAGCAUAGAGAUCUAUUGUUCUAUCCAGCAUGGACAUACACUCUCCCCGACUUCCUACUGAAAAUCCCAAUUUCAGUACUUGAGUCCCUAGUUUGGAUGAUCAUGACCUAUUUCACCAUUGGGUUCGCCCCCGAAGCUAGCAGGUUUUUCAAGCAAUUCUUGCUCGUAUUCUUGAUUCAACAAAUGGCUGCUGGACUUUUCAAAGCCACUGCCGCAGUGUCAAGGAGUAUGAUGAUUGCUAAUACUGGAGGAGCUCUUUCUCUUCUUCUCAUCUUUCUACUUGGUGGUUUUAUCCUUCCUCAGAACUUGAUUCCAAAAUGGUGGAUUUGGGGUCACUGGGUCUCGCCUCUUUCUUACAGUGUGAAAGCAUUGGCAGUUAAUGAGAUGUUUGCCCCUAGGUGGAUGAACCAACUGGUAGACGGCGUUCCGUUGGGCAUCCAAGUACUUAGGAACUUCGCUAUCUACCCAGUGGAAUAUUGGUACUGGAUUGGUGCUGCUGCCCUUUUCGGGUUCACUGUUCUAUUUAACAUUAUCUUCACGUUAGCGCUAAUGUACCUCAAUCCUGUUGGGGGACCUCAAGCUAUAAUAAGUGAUGAAACAGCUGACGAAAUGGAAACAAUCCCUGAAGGAACAAAAGAAGAACCAAGGCUCAAACCAUCACGGUCUAAAAUUGAUGCGGUACCUAGAUCUCUGAGGGAAGCCGAUGGAAACAAUUCGAGAGAGAUGGCACUACAAAGAAUGAGCAGUGUAAUGAGGUCGCAUGGGAAUGGUAGUAGACAUGUUGAUUCUUUUGACGGAGCGAACGGUGUUGCUGCAAAGAAAGGAAUGGUUCUUCCAUUCACACCUCUAGCCAUGUCCUUCAACGCCGUAAAUUACUUUGUUGACAUGCCUCCUGAAAUGAAAGCUCAAGGAGUUCCAGAAGACAGAUUACAACUACUAAGAGAAGUGACUGGAGCUUUCAGGCCUGGUGUCCUAACUGCACUGAUGGGAGUUAGUGGAGCAGGAAAAACAACACUCAUGGAUGUUCUUGCCGGACGAAAAACUGGUGGUUACAUUGAAGGAGAUGUCAGAAUUUCCGGGUACGUCAAGAAUCAAGAGACUUUUGCAAGGAUUUCAGGAUACUGUGAACAAAAUGAUAUCCACUCUCCACAAGUUACUGUCAGAGAAUCCUUAAUCUAUUCUGCUUUUCUACGUCUCGACAAGGAAAUCAAGGCAGAGGAUAAGAUGAUCUUCGUUGAUGAGGUAAUGGACCUUGUAGAACUUGAGAAUUUGAAGGAUGCUAUAGUUGGGCUUCCAGGAGUUUCAGGACUUUCAACAGAGCAGAGAAAGAGACUGACAAUAGCCGUGGAGCUUGUUGCUAAUCCUUCUAUUAUAUUCAUGGACGAACCAACUUCUGGUCUUGAUGCAAGGGCAGCUGCUAUUGUUAUGAGAGCUGUUAGAAACACGGUUGAUACUGGACGGACAGUUGUCUGUACAAUUCAUCAACCUAGCAUUGAUAUCUUUGAAUCUUUCGACGAGCUUUUAUUGAUGAAGCGAGGAGGUCAAGUUAUUUAUGGUGGACCUUUGUGCAAGCAUUCACAUAAGAUUGUUGAAUACUUUGAGGCUAUUCCUGGCGUUCCAAAAAUCAAAGAGAAGUACAACCCUGCAACAUGGAUGCUGGAAGUAAGCAAUAAUGCAGCUGAAGUUCGUCUUGGAAUGGAUUUCGCUGAGCACUAUAGAUCAUCUGCAUUGUUUGGACGAACCAAGGAAAUGGUGAAGGAGCUAAGCACACCACCCCCAGGAUCAAAAGAUCUUUAUUUUCCUACUCAAUAUUCUCAAUCAACAUGGGGUCAGUUCAAAUCUUGCCUUUGGAAACAAUGGUGGACUUACUGGAGAAGUCCGGAUUAUAACCUUGUCAGAUACUUCUUCACCUUGGCUGCUGCUCUCUUGCUCGGGACAGUCUUUUGGCAGGUUGGAACCAAAAGGGAUUCCUCAACCGAUCUGAAUAUCAUUGUUGGCGCCAUGUAUGCUGCUGUAUUGUUUGUUGGUAUCAAUAAUUGUUCGACCGUGCAACCAAUUGUUGCUAUCGAAAGAACAGUUUUCUAUCGAGAAAGAGCUGCAGGAAUGUACUCAGCACUACCAUAUGCCAUUUCACAGGUUGUUACUGAAAUACCUUAUGUAUUGGUGCAAACUACAUAUUAUACACUUAUUGUGUAUGCAAUGAUCAGCUUUCAAUGGACAGUAGCGAAGUUUUUCUGGUUCUACUUUGUAACCUUCUUUUCUUUCCUCUACUUCACUUAUUACGGAAUGAUGACGGUCUCUAUCACACCAAACCACCAAGUUGCAGCAAUCUUCGCAGCCGCUUUCUAUUCACUCUUCAAUCUUUUUUCGGGUUUCUUCAUUCCCAGACCUAAAAUUCCCAAGUACUGGGUAUGGUAUUACUGGAUUUGCCCGGUUGCAUGGACUGUUUACGGUCUUAUUUUAUCGCAAUAUGGAGAUGUUACUGAUACAAUCACAAUCCCUGGACAAUCAUCUCCUAAGGCUAUUAAUGUUUAUGUUCAAGAGCACUUCGGAUAUCAAACCGAUUUCAUGGGACCUGUUGCGGGUGUUUUAGUCGGAUUCACAGUCUUUUUUGCAUUCAUGUAUGCAUAUUGCAUCAAAUCCUUGAACUUCCAAACAAGGUAGACAGCAGCAUCACAGAAGGAAAUGUAGUCUGAAGUUGCAACCAAGCUGGUUAAGGGAAGGGUUAUAGAGAUCAGUGUUAAAGAGAAUGUUUAGUCAAUGUAUGCUAGAAAUUACCAAUCUUUGUGUACAUAUAUGUAUGAGGCUAUAUAAGUAAAUAUUGUAAUAGUUUUGCUUAGAUUUUUUCGUUGUAAAUCAAAGGAUGAAAGACAUCCUUUGUACAUCUCUGUUAUCUUGAUUUUUAUUUUUAACAAUUUUAUAAAUGAAAGGAAAUUAAACA